AUGCAGGGGAGCGUCGAGGAGCUCUGUCAUGAAGCGGUGCAGGGAGGAGAGAAGACCCCAGACACACACACCAAACAGGCGCAGUUAAGGGCAGGAGUAAGUGAGGAGCUGGGAGAUCUUCUGGUGCAGCGUGAGCGCCCGCCCCUCGCCUCAGGCCCUGCUGCGCCGCUGCUCAGAUCACAGCUCACAGAUCUGCCCCUGGGGGGAGGCCUGAUGUCGGAGAGAUUAAUUGCAGACUGCGGAGCAGCAGCGUGCUGGGAGCGCUGGAAGGCUCAGAUAUACUCCUGUGGUACAUAA
Molecule: messenger RNA, 297 nt
Organism: Knipowitschia caucasica
Lineage: Eukaryota; Metazoa; Chordata; Actinopteri; Gobiiformes; Gobiidae
Source: the annotation of a GenBank genome assembly